AUGGACGACUGCGAGCUGAGCCGGCUCCUCGGGCUCUUCGGGGACCGCGUCGCCUUGACGGGGACCGAGCAGGAGCCGCCCCGGGGUAAGGCUCCGCCGACCAAGACGCCAGCCCACCGGGUCUCGUCCUUCCAUGCGGCCGAGCCGAGCCGCUGGUACCGCGAGACGACGCCCGACGAGACCCUUGCGACGCUCCGCGAAUUUGCGACCGUCCUGAGCAAGGAGCAAGACUGGGUGCAUAUGCGCAAGCGCAAUUGGGCUCAGGCCAAGGAGAUGGCGCCGCCACAUGACGACGCGCCGUCCGGGCCCAGCGUCGACGUGUACUUUGACGAAAUCCAUCCCAGGGAGUGGCCGCAUGUGCCAGGAAAGGACGUGCAUGCGUGGGACCGGUCGUUCGACGCAUCCCACGACCUCCAGCUGCAAUGCGCGGCCAAGCUCCUCGCGCUUCCUCCGGGUGCGCUGCGCUACGAAGCGAUCGACCUCGACGCCUUUAUCGCUGACGUCUGCGCGUACAUGACGGCCUCCGGCAUACCGAUGCGCUACCCGUACGAGCCCAUGGUCGACGCACGUGGGACAUGGAGCCGCGCGACGUGGCAUGCGAUGCUCGUGCUGCUCGCGCUGGCCGUGCACCUGCAGUCGUCGUCGCUCCUCCAGUUUGUGGCCUUUACGCUGCUCCAUCUCGGGGCGUCCUGCGACCUCACCGCGCUCUCAACCGUCGACGAGCAUGAUGUGCUGCAGCAGAUCUUGCGCCCCCUCGCGACGUUUCCCAACAACGACAGCAACGCGAGCCCGAACCGUCGAUUCCCGUGCCUCGCGCUGCCCGUGCCCCGGUGUCUCGUCGGGUCGUGGUCCAUCGAUGCGUCAAUGCUCUCGAUGCGCGAUGCGUUUGCAAGCGACGGACGCUUCUUGUACAUCUUUUGCCGCGCCGGCUUGCUCAAGGUCGGGACCGGCGCCGGCGACACGCUGCGCAACGUGGUGUAUGCGCGCAACGCCGAGUACGUGCGCGGCGCCGACGUCGAGCGCGCGUGGCUGUGCCUCGUCGGCAACCACUUGUACUGCCGCACGAUCACGAUGCCGGGUCUCUGCAUCGACCGCAUCAGCCUCGACCUCGUUACCAUUGCGCCGCUCUUGCUCUGCGCGGCCAAAGACGGCGUGACGCCGAGCAGCGUCUACGCACUCGUCUCGGAAGGCGACUACCUCUACGCCAUCACGUGCAAAGACCCGCUCCAGGCGCACAAGUCGCCCAUGCCACCGACAUUGCACCGGUCCAAGCACGCGAAACGCAAGUCGGAGAAGGCGUUGCAGAUCGUGGACCUCAACCCGAUCGCAGUCGGGAACCGUGUCGUGCGUGGUCCGGACUGGAAGUGGUCCAACCAAGACGGCGAGCCGGGCAGCGUCGGGACCGUCGAGCGCAUCUCGACGUGGGGCGGCGUCAAAGGCAGCGGCAUUACCGUGCGCUGGGACAAGAACCAGCGCAUGAACACGUACCGGUGGGGAGCCGAAGGUUGCUUUGACAUCCAGAUUGUCGUUGAAGAUGCCGACGGCCGCAUCAUUGCGCACACGCCGCUCGUGCGCCCGAUGACCGACUACGCGUCGCCGCUUCUUGCAGCGUUGGCGCCAUCGCUGAGUGCGUCCCCGCCACCGCUCAUCGUCGCGCAGUACGACGUGUCAACGCUGCAGCGGCUCGUCGAUGUGAGCGAAGCCGACUUGGUGCCGAUGAUGGGCGCCGGGCAGGACCUCACGCCAUUGGAUUUCGAGGACGCGCUGUCGGCUCCGCCGGCCAUCAAGACGUCGCUGCAUCCGCACGUGGUCGGCGAGUGUCUCUCGAGCUCCGACUGGAUGUGCGAUGGCGGCGUCGACGGCUGCUGCGGGCAGUCGAUCCCGCGCUUUCGGUGCAUGGACGGCUGCGACUAUGACCUGUGCCGGCACUGCCUUACGUCGACGCUCGUGCUCGAGAGUCCGCCGCUCCUCGACGCCGACGACAUGCUCCCCUUUGCGCUCGAAGACGACACGUUCUUUGCCGUCGACGCCGUCGCCGACCAUGACCGACUCGUGCACGAACUUGAGGCCGCGUGGCAAGGCUGCUUUAGCAAAAUCGAGUGCAAGAUUGCGCUCGUCAAGCACGAAUACGAUCUUACGGCCGCGCACGAGUGGCUUCAAUCGUCUGGCGAAUCGUACCUGCGCGAGCCCCGCGUCAUCCCGAUCGUGCGCUCCUUCUCGCUCGACAGUGCUGUCGCGGCGCUCGACCCGGUCGUGCUCAUUGCAGGCUCCUUUUACACGACGGGGACGCAGCUCGGGAUCGUCCUCCCGGGCGGCCUCUGCGGCGACAGUGGGAAGAAACGGCUCCUCGGACGACGUGCGUCCCACCGCCAAGGCGAUGCGGUCUUGCUCUUCGCGCUCUCGGAUGGCGCAGCCCUCGGCGACCUCACGCCUGUCUCGGACAUUGCUGCCGGGUCGCCCAUGGCUUAUGACCGCGCACGCGAUCGACUGCUGGCGUACUCGACGAGCAGCCAUGCGCUCAUGGAGUACAUGAACAUGGAGCAUGCGGCCCCCGAGCUGUCGGCCCCAAACGCGUUCGAGCACGGGAGUGACGUCGGUCGCGCAGUACUGUCGCACCUCACACGCAUCAUGGGCAUCCGCACUGUCGUGGCGCCGAUGCAGCACCCGCGUGCGACGCUGGAGCUGCACGUGCAGAUCCUGAGCGCGAAUCCAACAACCACAAAAGCCAAGCGCCGUCAGCUCAAGAAGCUUCUCGCCCGCUUUGGCGACAUGCCUCUUGAUGCGGCCGUGGGCUACGUGGUCCCGUUCGUUCUGGACAAGGCGCCCGUCGCUGGCCUUGGUGCCUACCUCUGCAACGCAGUGGAUGCAAAUUGCGACGGAGCCCUCCUCAACGCGUGGCUCUACCUGCUUGUCGGGACACUCGAGGAACACAUGCCGGCCAAUGUCCCCCUCGACGACGUCCAUUUGCCGCAACUCGAGGCGCUCCUCUUGGCCAUUGUUCGCGGCGACGCCACGUGUGAUACCUUUGACAGCGACGCUACUCAGACCCGCGUGCGCUUGGCCCAGCGAGCGCUUCUCUGGGGUCUCGUGCACGGUCUCUUCUUCCAGACGCCGGACGCAUUGCAGUGGCUUCUCGGGUCCUUGGCGGCGUCGGUGACCCUCGAUGCGACGUACUGGUCUUUCAUGGCGCUGACGCCGCUCGGUCGCCCGGUGGACGCGUUUGCGACGCCCAAUGAUGCGAUCGUGAGCUUCCUCGGCAGUGUCUUUCGAACGGUGGCUGCGUCGACGCGCCUCGUCACGCGUCUCUUUCAGAGCACGUCCUUGGAUUGGCUGCAGCACAUUGUUGCGCUCGAUCGGCGCGAAACCGAGCACGUUGUGCGGUCGACGAUGCCGAGCAUGUCACCGGCGCAGCGCGUGCUCUUCUCAACGCUCGCGUGCGCCCUGCGCGCGAAUGACACCCAUGACGGUAUCCUCACGGCGCUUUUGGACCACUGCCUUGGGCAUCUGCAGCAGCACGGUCUUGACGGCCUCGACAGCUCGAUUGUCGGGACGCUGCUGCCGCUGUUGGUGACGGCGAUGCCUCUCGAGAAGGCGCAUGCAAGCUUACCCGCGCUCCAAGCACUGCUGACUGCGCUCGAUGUGGCCACGGCCGCCGACGCGACCUGCCAAGCAGCAGAGACCGCGUUUGGCGCGGCGCAACGCGGCGCCUUUUUUUCGUACGUCGACACGGUCGAGAGUGCACACCCGUACGGCGUCGGGAUCCCGACGUUCCGGAAGACUGUGUCGGCACCAGGCGCCUCGGCGCUGCGCUGGCGCUUUGACGCGCACUCGAAGACGAUCAGCAGCAGCGACUUUGUACUUGUGACGCCCAACGCCCACGUCGCGCUGGACCGCAUUCGGGCCGAUGACGCACUCGAUGGUGUGUUUGCGUCCGGGCACAGUGCGCGCUGGUCGUCGCUGAGCGUUGGUGGCGACGGCGCCAGUGUCUACCUCUGCGCGACGUCACAUCCCCGCGACCAUUUGGGCCAAGAAAAGCAGCGCUACGGCUUCAAGGCGACGGUUGACGCGUACUAUGAGCUGUCGCUUCCGUCGGCCCUCGCGCUGCAGCACGCCGUCGCGCACCUCUGCAGUUUCGUGGCGUUUGCGGGGCUCAAGGCCGAGACCGCGGCUUUGCCGAGCGUUUUGCUGGACGCACUCGGACCGCUCCGGAAAUCGCGAGGCCAAUACGAGUGGCUCGUAGCGCAAGAGGCGACCGGCGGUCUGGCGUCACUCGAAUCGCGCUAUGGUCCGAUCUCGCUCAAGCCCCAGCGCGACUGGCACGCCAUGGUGCUCGCGUGUUUGGCGCUUCUGGUCCGUCCGGCGCAGUGCGAACGCACGAUGCGGCGGGCCAUUGGACGCCUCGUGAGCUUCCAGCGGUGGGUGCUGCGGCAAUCGCAGCUCGAGAAUGAGUGGCAGGCGUGGCUCGAGUCGCCUCUGUCGCGCGACGAAUUUUUCGACCGACUCGGAGGCAACGAAACGCUGCUGAACGAGCUCUGUGUGCUGCAGUCGUGUCCGACUCGGACGCCGGCCGCGCUCUUUGAGCACCUGGCACAAGCUCAGGCCGCUGGGAUCGCACCGCUGGUGCCGCUUGCGGAACGGGUCCGGACGCGCGUCCUCGCCUUGCUACAGCUCCCAGUGUACGACGACGACGCGCCGGAUGAGGACGCAGUGCUGGACGAUGGAGCGCUCGAUGCGAUCCUCACUUUGGUGCAAUUUCCGUCCGACGCGAUCAAUGUCGUUGACGCCAAGGCCGCGCACGAAGCACUUGCAUCGCGUCGCCGGGACUGCCUCGGGGUGAUUGAGCAUCUGCUUUCAAGCGUGCAGAGUCCGAGUACGCAGCGCUUCUUCACAGGUCGACUUGCAACGGCCCUCGGUACUGCGACCUCGUGCGUCUCCAUGCUCUCGGGGUGUGAGCUGUGCAGCGCCGUCAACCGAGCCGCCGUCCUUGACCAAUGGCAGCGACUGCAGCGCGUGCUGCUCACAAAGAUGGACGCCCCGUCGACGCCCUUUGCCGACAAGGUGCUGCUGAGUGUGGACUUGGUGCUACUGGGUACACCGUCGCUCCGACAAGUCCUUCUCAACGUGCUCGCCGAGUCGCCGAAGAGCGCGGACGCGAUACUCGAUGGAAUGUGGCCCGCCACUGCGCCCGUGGCUCUUGAGCGCGUCGCGUUCCUCCAGCAGCUGCGCGACGUGCAGUGGCUGGCUUUGCGCCACGUCUUUGUCGCAGGGGCGUCGAUGGAGGCGUGCAAACCUCUCGUGACGGGACCUUGCGACGCAAGCCGCACCCUCGGGAUCCUCGAAGCGCUUGCGUUGGCCGACUCAUCGCCGCCGCCGGCUUGGCUCGUGCCCACGCUGUUGGAGCAUCUCUUGUCGCCUGAGAGUGCGCCGCGCGUGCAAAUGACCGCGUGUCGGAUCCUCAAGCACCUUGGCGUGGUGCCGCCGCCCGCGGUUGUGCGUCGGCUGCUCCACUUGCUCGGAAAACGGCUGGCCUCGGCGUCGGCUGACCCGGCCCUGGCCGAGACGAUGACGUUUGGUGUCGUGCUCUUUUGGAACAAUGAUACUAGCGACGCGCUACUCGAGCUCGUCGACGGGCUUGGCGACACGAUCAAGCCGCCCCACGUGGCGUCCUGGGAUGUGGUCGUCAACGUCGACAGCAUGGCCAAGCAAGAGGAGCUCAUGAAGGACGCGUCCAUCGUGCACCGGAAUGUGCGCUGCGAUGGCUGCAACCAAAGCCCGAUCGCCGGGUACCGCUUCAAGUGCUCCAUUUGUCCCAACUACGACCUCUGCGCCGGUUGCUACCUCGCCAAGACGCAUGACGUCGACCACGCUUUCUUGCGCUUUGCCGACGUUGCGGGCGCCGGCGACUUGCUGCCGCCUCGGGCGUCCACUGCUGCCGUGGCGCUGGUGCCCGACAUGGCGCUUGUCGGCACACACGUCUGGAAAGCGUCGGCGCUUCUCUCGGAGCUGAUGCGGAACGGCCACGUCGUUCUUCUCGCCGACGUCGCCGUUGCGGACGCCGACGCGCUCCUCGAUGCGAUUCAGAGGUUACCAACGAGCUUUCUUGCGGGCCGCGCGCCCCAAGCGCAGCUCGAUGCGUGGCGGGCACUCGAUGCCACGGACGCCUUUGUCUUGAACCGGGCCGCGCCCCCGCCAAUGACGAUCGAUUCGUGCAAGUACGCGCUCGAAAUGGCGUCCGAGAUCGUUGCACUUGCCCGGCCGUGGGUGACGCACGCGUCCAUCAAGGACGUUGUGCUCCAGAGCCUCCGGUGCAUCUCACGGCUGCUGCGCGACCCAAAGCUCGGAACGUCGUACUUUGAAGCGAUCGGCGCGCUCGCGCUUCUCGGCGGCAUGGACGAGCCGGUGCGCGUUGGCGGCUAUGUGACGCUGCACGACGCGCGAGGUUGCCUCCAGCACGUUGGCGUCGACACGGCCACCGUCAUCUUUGGGGCUCGCAUGGAGACCAACGUUCCGCUAUCCGCGCUCGUCGUUGUGCCCGAGGUGCCGCUGAGCCAAGCGAUGGCCGAUGCGAUGGAGGAUGCGAUGGGCGCACUGGCCAGCGCGACGCAAGAGAGUAUGUCGGUGGUUCGAGGCGACGAUGCCCUCGCGCACGAACUGGCCCAGCGCACGCUCCACGCACUCUCGGCGCUCUUGCCGUUCUGGCCGUCCGUCCUCGACAACCAAGCAAUCGCGGCGUACGGCGCCAUGCCGCACGCAUUGUUGCAGCUCGCGCAGCCAUCGUCGCAGCGCACCGAGUUUGUCAACGAGCACCUCGCGGCGGCGCAUCGCUUGGCGUGGACGUUUGUGCGGGGACUGCACCACGUUGUGGCGCUCGGGCCGUGUCGCAAGAGUGUCUCGAUUCCCAUGGCGCUCACCGACCAGACGCGGCUGCAAGAGGACGACGGCGACGAGCGGCCGUCGUAUUGGUACAAUGUGUACGCCUAUGCGGACGUGGCGGACGUACUUCCCGUGCACCCGGGACGCAACAAGCUCCUCGACUACUGGGAGCGCUACGUGAUUCCAGCGAUUCAGAAAUACGUCCGCGGCUCGUUCAAGUCGUAUGAAAUGGACUACUUUUUCGCGCAGCUCCGAGAGCCGCUGCGCGAAGGCAACAUGGCCGCGGCGCGGCAGAUCGCGCACACGCUCUGCGACGGCCACGUGCCACCCGGCUGCGUCUUUCCCGACACGGAGACCGACUGGAAGGCGCUGCAGAUGGACGACCUCGUCGUUGGCGGACGCUACAUUGUGCAGGCGCUCUCGGACCCGCUCGUGCCGGCCAUGGCGUGGUGCCUUGGGCACACAGGCAGCCUCUGCACGAUCGAAGCGACCAAGAAACUCGCGCUCCUGCAGCUCUACAACCCGGGGGCUGGCCAGCUCGAGCACUAUUGGUUCCACGUCUCGCAGCUCCAGGCCGGUGACGGAAGCGAACCGAGUCGCUCGCUCUUGACGUCUGCUGUCAUUGCGCGUCUUGUGGCGGCUCAAAAAGUUUCAAUCGCGGCCAUCGCGCGGCGCGCCGUGUGGACGAUCGUGUCGCAGAGCCCCGAGUACGUGGCGUGGGCGACGCUGGGCCAAGGCUUCCCGCUCACGACCCUCUUGGACGUGGCGGCCACGGAUCUUCCGGCGUGGACAGCGCCGCCGCGCGACCAUCCGCUGCAAAAGGUGCUUCUGCUGCAGCACGCCAGUCUCAGUGCGACUGUCAAGCCUGUGAGCAGCAAGAAGGUAGCGACGCCGCCGACGCCGACGCCUGCCGACUUGGUCACGCACCUCACCGCGAGUCUCAGCGCAUCGCUCGACAUGUCGCGUGUCGGGUCAUACCUCGUCACGAGCAGCUCGCCGCCCGAUCCGCUCGUGUGCGUGUCGCUCCCGGGCGCGAGCUACUUGGUGCUCACGUUCAUUGUGCACCCAGUGCUCAUGGAUCUGCCGGCGGGCGCGAGUUUGGAGGUGUAUUACGACGCCGAGUGCCACCGGGUGGCGCGCGUUUACUAUGGCGGGCGUCGUGGCCUCACCAACCUCCCGCCCCUCGUCGUCCAAGGCGAUACGUGCUACCUUCGCACGCAGGCCGCCGAGUACGCACGUUACAAGCUGCGCGUCGACGGACUCUCGAAAGCGUUUGGUCUCGCCACGUGGCUCGGCCGGGUCUUGCAGCAGCUGCCGUCCGUGCCAACGACGCCGCUGGUUAACGCCUGGACGUCGUUUCUGAGCGCAAAUCAAGUGCCGCCGCUCCUGGAGCAAGUCGCGUUCCGGUCCCUCGGGCCGUGGAUGUCGCCAACGACGACGGUCUCGAGCUCGCUCAUCAAGCAGUGGCUCGCGCAGUACGAGGCUGCGUACGGCAAAGAGAGUACGAACGCCAUGUUCUCAACGUACACGCAGCAACUCACGGAGCUUCUCUCGACCUUGCCCCACACGUCGUCGGUGCCGGUGCUGAGCAAGUUUGCGCGGGUUGCCGCCUUUGCGGCGUCGCUCGCUUCCGACGUGCCCGGUCGCGUUCCGCAUGUUGAAGUCCGCGCGCUCGCCGAGAAGCACCAGCGCGUCGACCUCUUUACGUCGCGAUUGUUGCUGCUGCAAAAGCUGCCGCGGACGCGCGACCACGCGCAGCUCAUCGUGGCGGUCACGAAAUGGCUCACGCACAUUGCGCUGCAAGAGUGCUGUGGCGAAGCCGACGAUCCGAGUAUGUACUCGGCCACCGAGACGGUUCGGUUUGGCAUUCUUGCGCGCGUGCUCUACUGCCCCGUCGAUGCGGACGGAUUUACAAAGGGCUACUGCGUCCUGGAUGUCGGGCGCGACGACAUUGUGCCCAAGCUGCAGCAGUGCAUCCUCAAGCAGCCGCUUCUGUUUGAAGGGGACCCGACCGAGGAAGAUACGGCGCUCAUGGCCUACUUGGCCGAGACGACGACGAGCAACUCGGAAUUGACGCCUGAGGCAGCGCCCGCGUCGACUAUGUGGGUGUGCCCCGUGUGCACCUGCGACAACUGCGACGAUUCGAGCGCGUGCAUCGCUUGCGAGACACCCCGCGCGAUGCCAACGUCAUCGUCGUCGCCCGCGCCGCCGGUCGAAGAAGCAACCAUCGACGGCUGGACGUGCCCCGCGUGUACGUUCUUUAAUGCAUGGGACAAUACGCAGUGCUGCGUCUGCGAUAUGGCGUGCGACCAAGUGCGUCCGGCGGCGAUCGAGCCGACGAGCGAGCCAAGUGCAGCGAGUGACGUCGAGGCGCCGGGCCACGAACACUUUGUGUCGGCGCUGCGCUUCCAAGACUCGUACGACGCUGGCGACGACCGCGACCCGCGGAUGGCCGACUUUUUGGCGCACGUUCUUGCACAAAGAGGCGCGACGCCGGCGUCGGCGCGGCGCAUCUACGAAAGCAUGCGGGCGUCGGGGCUCGAUCUGGAGGCCAACUGCAGUCACACGACAUCGAUCGAGAUGGCGGUCGCAGCGCAGACCAAGUGGACGCUGGCGAUGGACGUACAGCUGCUGGAGCUUGCGAUGACGCAGUGCCGGCGGUUGGGGCUGCUCACACUCUGUGAACUCUCGCCGAGCCACUUGUGCAGCGUGGACGAGCUCAAGGUAUCGCUGUGGGAACUCCGCCUCCGCUUUGCGCUCUUGCAAGAGUGGAACUUGUUGCUUCUCGAGACGCUGCCCCUCGUCGACCUCAAGGGCCCCGUGCUCGCCAAGCGCAUCUUCGCUGCGCGCAAGCUGCUCUUUCCGCAUGUCAAGAUCAAGCUGAGCACCAUCGUACACGAUAACACGAGCACGUCCGAGACGCAGAGCAAGCGCCCGACCGUCGUGCUCGAUCGACUCAAGUGGAAGCAGCACCCGGAGCUUGUCUCGCUCUUUGAGAGCACACGCCACCAGCUUGAAAAAGUCCCCGCAACGUCGCUUCGGGCCAAGCGGCCGCUCGGCGCGUCCGACCCGUUCAUUGCGUUUGGGGUCACGUUCGCGGGCGAGCACGUGGUCGGCGACGGCGGGCCGUACCGUCAGCUCUUCAGCGACAUGUCCUACGAGUGCAUCCGACUUGGCCUCUUUGAGCCGACGCCCAACGGGCGCAUGCAGACGGGCGAGCUGCGCGACUGCGUGCUUCCGUCGCCCGCCAAGACGUCGACCAUCGCGCUCUCGCAGUAUGAGUUUGUGGGCGUGCUCAUGGGCUGCUGCCUCCGCACGGGCGUGCACCUCCCGCUGCGCGUCGCGCCGCUCAUUUGGAAGCACUUUGUCCACGAAACGCCGGCGCUGCACGACCUCAAGCUCGUGGAUGUCGCCGUCUACGAGCUGCUAACGUCCCCGCCGUUGCUCGACCAAGGCCUCACGAUGACCACGACGCUCUCGGACGGCAGCAGUGUGGACCUCGUGCCGCAGGGCGCGUCGAUGGCCGUCACUUCCGCCAACUGGGCCGACUUUGUUGGCCGUGUGACGCAGGCGCGGCUGUACGAGUGCCAGUCGCAAGUGGAUGCGAUGCUCCGAGGCAUGGCCAAGAUCGUACCAUUGACGCUCAUCUCGCUCUAUACGUGGGUCGAGCUGCGGCAGCACAUUUGCGGUAGCCAAAACAUUGACGUCGCCCUGCUCAAGCGUCAUACCAAGUACGCCGGUGGCAUGACGUGCGAGACUCAUGCGCACUUGGAGUACUUUUGGGCAGCGCUGCUUGCAUUCUCCGAGGCCGACAAGCGGCGGUUCAUCAACUUUGCGUGGGGCCAAGAGUCGUUGCCGUCGGACGACGCUGAGUUUGACCGAACGCACACGCGGCUUCUCAUCAAGCCGCCACCGACGUCGCAUGCGCCGCAAGACUCGCUCUUGCCCAAGGCCGACACCUGCUUCUUCAACCUCGAACUGCCUGCGUACUCGAGCCUCGAGAUCAUGACGGAGCGCCUCCAGACCGCGAUCCAGCUGUGCACGAGCAUGGACGCCGACGAACAGACGGGCGGGGCCAUGGAUGUGUAUUACGAAGACGAAGACGAGUAG
Messenger RNA from Saprolegnia diclina VS20, 10983 nucleotides. RefSeq lists its product as hypothetical. The record is from RefSeq and is a predicted model, not a curated record. The transcript has 12 exons. Gene Ontology annotation, molecular function: ubiquitin-protein transferase activity; zinc ion binding. Lineage: Eukaryota; Oomycota; Saprolegniomycetes; Saprolegniales; Saprolegniaceae. Gene Ontology annotation, biological process: protein ubiquitination. Bases 1 to 10983 code for a protein of 3660 amino acids.